Trypanosoma rangeli is the source of this 1542-nucleotide messenger RNA. RefSeq names its product methyltransferase/D-alanine--D-alanine ligase. Bases 1 to 1542 code for a protein of 513 amino acids. The record is from RefSeq and is a predicted model, not a curated record. Gene Ontology annotation, biological process: peptidoglycan biosynthetic process. Lineage: Eukaryota; Euglenozoa; Kinetoplastea; Trypanosomatida; Trypanosomatidae. Gene Ontology annotation, molecular function: D-alanine-D-alanine ligase activity; ATP binding; protein binding. The transcript has a single exon.
AUGUCUUCGUUGCCCAUUCGUGUCUGUGUACUUGUCUGCUCCUACGAAGGUUCAGACAGUGAACUGAAGGAGCACGAGGGGGAACUCGUGCAGACACCGCAGCACUACUUCACGGAGGCGGAUUCGAAGGAUGUUGUUUUUACUCUCGAGUUUAUUAAGAAGUCGACUGCCUACCGUCAAAUACGCCAGUUAGUGAAGUCUAGGGCCUUCGAUGUCUUUUACAACCAGUGUGAUGGCGCCAUUGACGAGGACAAAGCCGGCGUGGAUGUGGUGCAGGCACUUGAGAGCUUCAACGUUCCAUUUACUGGGGCCAUUUCCAAGUACUAUGAGUUGUCUAAACCCGAGAUGAAGCGGAUGGCCCACUACUGCGCCAUCAACACGGCCCCAUACGCCGUGCUGGAGUCCGGUGACGACGUGCGGAAGUUGUGCGCUGCGCUACGCUUUCCGUUGAUUGUUAAGCACAUCUCCGGCUACAGCAGCGUGGGCAUGGACAAGUCUUGCAAGGUGCAUACGAUGGAUGCAUUGGAAGAACGGGUGACGCGCUUCAUUGAGCAGUACCAGAUUGCCCUUGUAGAGGAGUUUAUUCCAGGUGACGAGGUGACCGUAUUGGUGUGUGCCGAUGCCACACAACCUGGGGGCAUUCGUAUCUUUCCACCAGUUAUGGUACAGUUCCCGGCGGGGGAGGACUUUAAGCACUUCCAGCUCAAGUGGGAAACGUAUGAAGGGAUGAACUGGCGCUUUGUCUCAGAGGAUGACCCCGCGUUGCCAGAUAUGAUUUGCAUAGCGAAAACGUCAUUUUUGCAUAUGAUGGGGGGCGUGGGAUACGGCCGUGUGGAUAUUCGCAUUAAUCGUGCAACAAACACUGCUGUAUUUCUUGAAAUCAACCCUAAUUGCGGUGUUAUGUAUCCCUACGGGCAGGAAGGCUCGGCAGAUUGGAUUCUGCGGCUUAUGCCAGACUUUAAGCAAAAGGAGUUUGCCAAGCUGCAGAUCCGUGAGGCCAUUCAAAUGCAUGCGUGCAGGCAGCUGCCAUUUCGCUGUGUCUACGAUCCGGUGCGGGCAUAUUACCUUUGCGCCACAAGGGAUAUACCAGUGAACAGUAUUGUUUUUGAGGGGGAAGGACACUUGGUGCGGCUGUGCACUAAACCCUACGUGAAAGCCAAUUGGGGUGAGGUGGAGUACAAUGAGUUUCUGGAUGAUGCCUGGCCUGUUGGGUCUGAGGGUCAUUACUAUGCGCUGUGGGAUCUGCGUUCGUCGGACUGGCGUGCAGUUACCCACUCCUGUGAUCCAAAUGUGGGGUUUUGUCCGAAUCGUUCGCUUAAUGUUUAUGCUCUUCGCAACAUUGCGAAGGGGGAGGAGCUCACGAUGGACUGUAGCCUUUUCAUGGAUGAUAUGAUGCCACCUUUUACGUGCCGCUGCAAGGCAUCUACUUGCGCGGGGAGGAUUCGCAGCAGUAUCAAGAGGGGCCACCCUUCGCUUGAGUCCUGCAAUGGGACUCUGACUCACCGAGAUGGCAAACUAAUCGCACCGCUGGCGGAGGAUUGA